This is a messenger RNA of Phymastichus coffea, 2142 nucleotides long. RefSeq lists its product as uncharacterized. Lineage: Eukaryota; Metazoa; Arthropoda; Insecta; Hymenoptera; Eulophidae. The coding region runs from base 1 to 1857 and encodes 618 amino acids. The transcript is spliced from 7 exons. The record is from RefSeq and is a predicted model, not a curated record.
AUGCCACCCCCACGACCGAUUGAUCCCGUGAUGCGCGAGAUCUUGAAGGAUCGAGGCGUGCGAGCGCUGAAGCGGCGCAUCACCGCAACUCCACCGGCUGAGUUUAUGGCUCUGCUACAGAGAAGCCAGUUAAGCGUAAAUGGCACGUACGAGGACCUGCAGGAUGGCAUGCUGCAGUAUAUGAUCGCGCGCGAGAGACCUGAGUUGAAUCGGCCGUUGGCUCCUGGAGACUUCGCGUUGGGCUUCGUCCCAGGGCCGCCCGAAAGAAUUAUAAGACCUUCGAAUAGUCAGUGGAGUGGCGUGCCGGUGAUGGUCAAGAAGGCAGACGGAAUGUAUCGAUUUUGCCUGGACUUUCGUCCGGUGAAUAAAGUAACUAAAAUCGAUGCAUAUCCGAUGCUUAAUCUCGAUUCGAUUUUAGACCGGCUGCGCGGCGCGGUUUUCCUCUCGAAAAUUAACUUGCGAUCAGCAUUUUGGCAGAUCCCGUUAGAGGAGAAUAGCAAGCAGUAUAAUGCAUUCGCGGUACCGGGAUCAGGACUAUGGGAAUUCGAGAUAAUGCCGUUCGGUCUAGUGAAUGCCCCAGCAACGUUUAUGAGAUUUAUGGACUCGUUGUUUGACCCGGAGUACUCGCCGAAUGUAUUCUGGUAUAUGGAUGAUCUAUUAGUAGUGAGUACGAGUUUCGAGGAUCACAUGGCUUGGUUAGGUCGAGUGUUGCGUAGGUUAGUGGAGGUAGGCCUGGAGAUAAUCUUGGAAAAGUCGGACUUCUUUUGCACCGAAGUUAUAUAUCUCGGCUACCGAUUAGACUACGAGGGCCUACGCCCCGACCCGGAAAGGAUUCAGCCGAUCCCGGAUUACCAGGCGCCAAGGAACAUAGAACAAUUGCGUCGAUUUUUAGGUAUGGUCGGGUGGAAGAAAAAUACUAUUCAAAAAUUGGAGCCAUAUUCAAAAAAACCAUUAGCAAAAAAUUAUACCGAUCAUAGUAGUAAUCCUAAUCCGGAAAUCGCUGCUCUUGAUAGUGUGAAUAAAAUAUUAACCUUUGGAACUAUGCCUCAUUAUAGAGAACACCAUCCAUCAAUAAAACGUACUGGAAUUGAAGAUGAAGAUCGAGACACGGGGACCGAAGAAGUGGUGUCAUUCAUAGAUCUUCCUCCUAAUAGUUUAACAAAAUUACCUGAAAAGGGAAUUUUAAAAAAGCAUGGCGGAUAUGGUAUCGCUGAAACUGGAUCCAUAUCUGAUGUCGAAAGAACGCUAAAUACUCUCAAUGGAUAUCAUGAUGACAUUUUAGAAGCAUUAAGGAAUGCACAUCGUGGUUUAGCUAGUACUCCAUCGGGUAGUGCUAAUCUUCUCAAUGAUGAGAUCAUACGAAAAUCUCUAGCUGAUCAUGGUUAUUCUGAAGAAUCUUAUCGUAAAAUUUCGAAUAGCCAUGACAAUGUUGAGAAUGCAGAAGACGAAGAUGAAGAAGAUAUUCCACCUACAUGCGGAACAAUGAGAAUUCGUACGCUUGAGGAUAUUAUUCGACAGUUGGAGCAUCAUUCAAUUCGACAUAUAAGUCCAGUUGAUUCUGAAGAUAUAAGAUUGUCAGAAAAUGAAAAUGAACGACAUUAUCGUAUAGAUUCUUCGGCUUGCAGUGAAUCUUCUCAAGGAAGCAGAAGAUGCAGCAGGACGAGAGAUGAUGAUACUCGAUUUGUAUACGGUCGGUAUCGACAACCGACUUCUCGAAGCCCAUUUGAGUUGCACACCCGUCAAUUACACGAGGAUGAAGGGAUUUACGAAUCAGCUGAUACAGACAGAGGCUCACACAUAAGAGGUGAAACACCUGAUAGUGAAAGCUCCACAACGAUUAGUCCAGUUGAUGAAUGAAAAAUAUUAAGUCUUUUUUACUGGCUACUGGCUUAUUAUGGUAACAUUACUAUUUUUUACUACCUUCGUACGAAAAAAACAGAUUACCAUUAAAGUUAAUCUAGAAAACUACCAAAACAUUUUAAUGAAGAAAAUUGAUAAUUCGUCCACUUCUUCACCAGUUAUAAAUAGACAUUCACAUUUUUAGUAUAUUCUAAGUAUUUAAGUUAACAGAGAAAACUGUAGGCAUAUGUGGAAUUUGAAGGAUCCAAGAAAAAUUUUUGAACAGUAUUGAAAAUUAUACUA